This is a messenger RNA of Olea europaea var. sylvestris, 801 nucleotides long. RefSeq lists its product as uncharacterized. The transcript is spliced from 4 exons. The record is from RefSeq and is a predicted model, not a curated record. NCBI's taxonomy places the organism in Eukaryota, Viridiplantae, Streptophyta, Magnoliopsida, Lamiales, Oleaceae. Bases 1 to 801 code for a protein of 266 amino acids. Gene Ontology annotation, molecular function: nucleic acid binding.
AUGUAUUGUCUAUCAACAAGUCAAUAUAGAAUAUCAAAGGCUAUCAAAACUACUGAAACAGUUGGGUAUUCCAGAAUGGAAAUGGGAACAAAUAGUGAUGGACUUUGUGGUAGGCUUUUUGAGAUCAGCCAGAGGUCACAACGCUAUCCAGUUACCAUUGUCUCAAAUAGAGACCCGAGGUUCACAUUAAUAUUUUGGAGAAGCUUGCAGGCAUGUGUUUUGGAUCUUGGUGGUAGUUGGGAGACACAUCUACCGUUGGUGAAAUUUGCUUACAACAAUAGCUUUCAAGCCACUAUCGGUAUGAACACUUAUGAAGCUCUUUAUGGUAAGAAGUGCAAAUCCUCAUUCAUUGGGACAAGGAGAAAUGAUUUGAAAUUUCAAGUGGGUAACAAAGUUUUUCUGAAUGUAAUACCAAUUAAGGGUGCAUUGAAAUUUGGUAAGAAAGGAAAGUUCAGACUAUUGUUUGUUGGGCCUUUUGAAAUUCUUGAAAGGAUUGGUAUUGUGGCUUACCAACUUGCCUUACUACUUGAACUCACAGUAAUAGAUAAUGUGUUCCGUGUUUCGGUACUUAGAAAUAAUGUUCAUGGUCCCAAUCAUGUUGUGUGUUAUCAGAUAUUUGAGGUACAAAAAGACUUACCAUGUGAGGAAAUCUCAACGAUGGUUUUAGAUAGAAAAGUGUACCAAUUAAGAAAUAGAGAGGUUCCCCUAGUCAAGGUUAAAUGUCGAAAUCAUGAACUUGACGGGUCAAAUUGGAAGAAGGAAGAGGAGGUUAAAGCCAUGUAUCCAGAACUCUUCCAUUAG